AUGGCGCUCAAAUCCGGUGUAUCCGCUUGCCUCAUCCUUGCAUUGUGCGUGAGCUGCGAGAACCUCGGCAAGGAGACUGAGAAAAGCCGAGCGCCUUUCCUCCCCAGGUCCGAGAACCUUGGCAAGGAGACUGAGAAGAGUGGAGGAUUCUGGUUCCCUCGGUCCGAGAACCUCGGCAAGGAGACUGAGAAGAGCGGAGUGCCCUUCCUCCCUCGGUCCGAGAACCUUGGCAAGGAGACUGAGAAGAGUGGAGGAUUCUGGUUCCCUCGGUCCGAGAACCUCGGCAAGGAGACUGAGAAAAGCCGAGCGCCUUUCCUCCCCAGGUCCGAGAACCUUGGCAAGGAGACUGAGAAGAGUGGAGGAUUCUGGUUCCCUCGGUCCGAGAACCUCGGCAAGGAGACUGAGAAGAGCGGAGUGCCCUUCCUCCCUCGGUCCGAGAACCUUGGCAAGGAGACUGAGAAGAGUGGAGGAUUCUGGUUCCCUCGGUCCGAGAACCUCGGCAAGGAGACUGAGAAAAGCCGAGCGCCUUUCCUCCCCAGGUCCGAGAACCUUGGCAAGGAGACUGAGAAGAGUGGAGGAUUCUGGUUCCCUCGGUCCGAGAACCUCGGCAAGGAGACUGAGAAGAGCGGAGUGCCCUUCUGGCCUCGGUCCGAGAACCUCGGCAAGGAGACUGAGAAGAGCGGAGUGCCCUUCCUCCCUCGGUCCGAGAACAUUGGCAAGGAGACUGAGAAGAGUGGAGGAUUCUGGUUCCCUCGGUCCGAGAACCUCGGCAAGGAGACUGAGAAAAGCGGAGCGCCUUUCCUCCCUCGGUCCGAGAACCCUGGCAAGGAGACUGAGAAGAGUGGAGUGCCCUUCCUCCCUCGGUCCGAGAACCUUGGCAAGGAGACUGAGAAGAGUGGAGGAUUCUGGCGAGCUGAGCUGCGCUCGCUCUUCCGAGCUGCCGUGGUGGACGUGACGCCCAAGGGAGGCAGUGGCUUCUUGAGAGCCCGGACCACCAGCAAGGCCAUGCGGCAGACGCUCACGGAGUCCACCAAUGCAUCGGAGGGUCGUCUGGAGGCCGCAAGAGAGCUGAGACAGCUAGCGAAGCUUGAGGCUCAAAGAGUAGCGGAGAUUGAAGCCAACAUCGCUCAGAAGGAGAAGGAACUUCUUGAGAUGCGCGAACAGGUGGCCAAGGCGAGGAAAGAGGAGCUACGGCUGAUCAAAAUGGCAGAGGCCCAUGAAGUCGCGACGAACGAUGAGGCUCAUCCCAUUCCUGAUUCUCCAGUGCUUUCUCCCCAGGACCAGGACGACGACAGUCCCAAGGUUCAACCCUUGGGUGCACGGAUCCUAGUCCCAGGGCUAGGCCAUUGAUGUGCAGAUGACUGAGAUAUGGUGAUUGGUUGCCAGCGCCCUGCCGACCACGGCCCGUAACUGAUGC
Molecule: messenger RNA, 1417 nt
Organism: Cladocopium goreaui
Lineage: Eukaryota; Dinophyceae; Suessiales; Symbiodiniaceae
Source: the annotation of a GenBank genome assembly